AUGACCAUAGAGGAUGUAAAAAGGCUGAAGCCGUACUGGAAUGUGCAAAUAGCUAAUUUUAAGGAAAGCCCGAACGAACCCGUUUUCACCUUAUUGCAAAUGGCAAUCCUUCUGAACAAGAAGACCAUCGUUGGGUACUUGCUGGCUAGGCGCGGGGUGGAUAUUAAUGCACUCAGUAGGAACAACCAGACCGCGCUGAUGAUUGCUUGCGAGAAGAAGGUGCCACUGGACUGGAUUGAGGCGAUAUUAAAAAAGGGCGGAGAUCUGGGAAUAAAUAUAAAAGACGAUUUUGACGAAACCGCCCUGGACAAAUGUGGCUACAACUCGAAAGGUGCCCAAAAAAUUAGGGAGCCAAUUGCAACACUUUCUAUACAUAUACCCCCACCUCUUUAUGCCCUAUCAAUUGCUUCUGAAGUAUGGAGCCAUCGAAAAUGUAAACCAAUUAAGAGAAACACAUGA
Messenger RNA from Plasmodium vivax (malaria parasite P. vivax), 459 nucleotides. RefSeq lists its product as hypothetical. Gene Ontology annotation, molecular function: protein binding. The transcript has 4 exons. Lineage: Eukaryota; Apicomplexa; Aconoidasida; Haemosporida; Plasmodiidae. The record is from RefSeq and is a predicted model, not a curated record. The coding region runs from base 1 to 459 and encodes 152 amino acids.